Vicugna pacos (alpaca) is the source of this 1062-nucleotide messenger RNA. It is a transcript of the gene MCEE, whose product is annotated as methylmalonyl-CoA epimerase. Gene Ontology annotation, cellular component: mitochondrion. The record is from RefSeq and is a predicted model, not a curated record. Gene Ontology annotation, biological process: L-methylmalonyl-CoA metabolic process. Gene Ontology annotation, molecular function: methylmalonyl-CoA epimerase activity. NCBI's taxonomy places the organism in Eukaryota, Metazoa, Chordata, Mammalia, Artiodactyla, Camelidae.
CUCGCCCCGCCCCGCCAGUUGCCCCGCCCCCGAGGUUGCCCCGCCCCUCGUCGCACCCGACGCCCCUCCGAUCCACGUCGGAAGCCGGGGGUCGCUUAUCAAGAUGGCGCGUGUGUUGGCUGGCACCGCAGUAGGGCUCUUUUCCAGACUUCAGACUCCAGUUCCAACAGUAAAAACUUUUUCCACGUCACAGUCCUCGCUUCAAGUGCCCGGUGCUAUCUGGAAUCUCGGUCAACUCAAUCAUGUAGCAGUGGCAGUGCCAGACCUGGAAAAGGCCAAGGCACUUUAUAAGGAUGUUCUGGGGGCCCAGGUAAGUGAGGCGGUCCCUCUUCCUGAGCAUGGAGUGUCCGUUGUUUUUGUCAACCUGGGAAAUACCAAGAUAGAGCUGCUUCAUCCAUUGGGAAGUGACAGUCCAGUUGCAGGUUUUCUGCAGAAGAACAAGGCUGGCGGAAUGCAUCAUGUCUGCAUUGAGGUGGAUAAUAUAAACGCGGCUAUGGCGGACUUGAAAGCAAAGAAGAUUCGUAUUCUAAGUGAAGAGGCCAAAAUAGGAGCACAUGGAAAACCAGUGAUUUUUCUCCAUCCUAAAGACUGUGGUGGAGUCCUUGUGGAAUUGGAGCAAGCUUGAUUUAUGUUUGCCAGAAACUGAAUUAAUUGACCUGAAAAAUGCCUUAUCAGAAUGUCAAAAUGUACUUUGGCGUUGAGUCCUUCACUGCUUCCAUCACUUAGAAGUUCAAAGUUGAAACUAAAUUACAGAAAGAAAUUUCUUAAAUUAUAUAUAUAUGUAUAUAUAUAUAUAUAUAUAUAUAUAUAUAAUUAUUUUGCAAAUGUUUUGUGUGUCUAUAUGUAUAUACAAUAUAUAUACAUAUAUUCAUCAAGUAUAUAGAAACACAUUUACUCCUUUCCUAGACUACACAUAUAUAUACACACACACAAAAUAUUUGCAGAUCACUUUGGAUUUUCUUCUUGAUUUGGAGAAAACUUUGAUAAAUACUUAGGGACUAUUAUUAAAUCAUAUCCUCUCAAUUAUAUGACUAUUAUUAAAAUCAUAUUCGUAGAAAUAAA